Aphanomyces invadans is the source of this 1309-nucleotide messenger RNA. Its product is annotated as alkylated DNA repair protein AlkB. Gene Ontology annotation, cellular component: cytoplasm; nucleus. The record is from RefSeq and is a predicted model, not a curated record. The transcript is spliced from 2 exons. Gene Ontology annotation, molecular function: broad specificity oxidative DNA demethylase activity; oxidative RNA demethylase activity; ferrous iron binding. Gene Ontology annotation, biological process: oxidative RNA demethylation. The coding region runs from base 6 to 1046 and encodes 346 amino acids. Lineage: Eukaryota; Oomycota; Saprolegniomycetes; Saprolegniales; Verrucalvaceae.
GUCGGAUGCCUUCCCACGCUGCGGCACCAGCACCACCGGCCACUAAGGUGGAUCGUUUCCGUCCCAUCGAGAAGUACUACCGACACCGUGGAGACGGCCACAAGAACGCUAAACAGCGACGCCGUGAACGCCACCUAUACAUUACGAAUGGCGGCGUUGUUUCUUCUGAAGUUCUGGAUGUGCACGAUCUCGGAAGCAAUUCAGUGACACACCGAGCCAGAGUGCGCAACAUACCGCUGGUUCCUUCGGGCGACCCCUUCACUGGCACAAUACUAGAUGCAAGGCAUGCCGCGCUAUUCGAAAUUGAUGGCCAUCCUGGACUUCGCAUCCUCAUCAACGCCAUGCCCUUGCCAACACAAGUGGAAUGGGCGCUACGGGCAUUACGGGAGUACUCUCAAAAUCCCUUCACAAAUUUGUCAAACUUGACGAAGGACCGGCUGGCGACGACGAACCUGUGGAAGGAUGUGUGGGAAAGCCCUGGCGAAGAAACAUGGAAAUCGUUUCAAUCGCUAAGGUGGGCAAAUGUUGGUCGGCAUUACGACUGGACAGAACGCGAGUAUUUGGACACGCCCGAUAUGCCGCCAUUGCCACCAGAGCUGAAGCAGCUCGUUCAAGAAGUGUUCGAGAUUACUGGCAUGCAAGAUUCCUGCAAAGUUGGCGAGUCAGGCAUCGUCAAUUUCUACCCUGCAGGCACCAUGAUGGGCGGUCACAUGGACAAUGCUGAAGAAGACAUGGUGAAUCCAAUUGUAUCGCUAAGCUUGGGCACCCAGUGCAUUUACUUGCAAGGCGGUGUGACGCGCGAAACUGUCCCUACACCCUUGUGGCUGCGUUCAGGUGACAUUGUAAUUAUGGGGGGCGAAGCUCGACGAUGCUUCCACGGUGUCCCCCUCGUGACGUCCAAACUUUCGAGCGAAUUCAUCCAAGCAAUGAACGAUUUUUCAGCCUUAGUUUCAAGUGCAGUCGACUCUCGAGAGCUCCAUGCGCUUCGAGUGUACAUGGCUCGUGCCCGCAUCAACAUCAACCUUCGCCGCGUUCGCAACGACUGAAGCGACGAUCCUGACAUGUCCGACCAGUUUCUGACGUAACGUGUUGGAACCAACCAGGGCGAUGUUGCAAUGUACAGUCGCUCCACGUGAGGUUGCCCACGCUAAGAUUUUCCCCUUGAGCGGUGCACACGACUACGUAACUUGAGGCUACGCCUUCCCGUUGUCUGCGCCGCAGUGUGUUCCUCACCCGACUCCACAAGCCUUAUGGCGGCCACGUUCCGCUGUCCGGCGCAAGCCUUGGCGUUGAUGCGACAGAUGUCGGC